AUGUCGUAUCACAAUUUAUUAGACGGGGAUUGCGGUGGACAAAAUCCACUCGUUAAAUUAGGUAGUCAUUUUUCACAGGACCAAGCUUUCAGACAAAACAGAGUUCAUCCUCUCUCACCCGACUUUACACAAGCCGAUUUGCUCGUACACGAAUUUUUGGAAGAUAACUUGACGCAAAAUGUUCAAACGUUUCGAAUGGAUGAACUAUUUAGAGAAAUGCGAGAUAUCGAAUCGAAUUCGACGAGUGGUGGUAAACAUUCGAUAUGGGCUCAAGAAUUUACAAAUUCGGAAUCGAACGAAUCCGAACAACAAAAAUUAUUAUUUCCAACGGAUCCCUCUCUAUCGAUUCCAAUUUAUACCGAGCAAAACAUGAUAAUGCCGAAUGAUUUAAAUAUGGCACCGCGAGAAAACGAAUCGCUAAUAAAAGAAGGCGGUGGUGGAUGCGACGGUGAUAAAUUAAGGCCCAAUCAAUACGGGUUGGGAAAGGAUUGGGUGGAAAAUUUUUUAAAAAAUGGCGAUGAAAAAGUCGAUGAUAAAACGAAAUUUUCCGAUCAGUUUUGGAAAAAGUUACAAAAGGAAUGGGAAAAAAUGUCGGAAGCGGAAGGGAGUAAAUCAUGGGAAAAGGAAUAUGCGGAUUUUAUCGAUCCUUUCAAGGAAUAUACUUUCGAUGCUGAAAAUCCGAUGAAAGAAACGGAAAAUCCAUUUGAAUGCGGUUUGAAAAAAUUAGAGGAAAACGAUUUGCCCUCGGCCGUUUUAUGUUUCGAAGCAGCCGCACAAAUCGAUCCGGAAAAUCCGUUGGUUUGGCAAUAUUUGGGAACGACGCAGGCGGAAAACGAGCAGGAUCCUCGUGCCAUUUCCGCCCUGAAAAAAUGCAUAAGUUUACAAAGUGAUAACCUGACCGCUCUCAUGUCUCUUGCAAUAAGUUACACGAAUGAAAAUUAUCAAAAUCAAGCGUGUCAAAUGUUGAAACAAUGGCUCCAAAAUAAUCCAAAAUAUUCGGAUUUGGUUAAAGAUUCAUCGAAGGGAAAUUAUUACAACAUAUCGUCUCUUUUGUCUUCUAACAUUCAUCAAGAAGUUAAAGAAAUGUUCAUCGCGGCCGCGAAUAAAUGUCCGACAGGAGAAAUCGACGUCGACGUUCAAUGCGGACUCGGAGUUUUGUUUAAUCUUUCAAAUGAAAUCGACAAAGCUGCGGAUUGUUUCAAGGCGGCUUUGCAAGCGAGGCCAAAGGAUUUUCGAAUGUGGAAUCGUCUGGGUGCAACUUUGGCCAACGGACACAGGAGCGAAGAAGCCGUCGAUGCUUAUUACAACGCAUUGCAUUUGAGUCCGGGUUUUAUAAGGGCUCGAUAUAAUUUGGGAAUAACGUGCGUGAACCUCGGAGCCAAUCGAGAAGCAGCCGAACAUUUGCUGACCGCACUUAAUCAGCAAGCAAAGGGUAGAAAUUCUCAGGGCGACGUCGGAAUAAUGAGCGAAUCCAUUUGGACGACAUUGAAAAUGGUUGUCAACCUUUUGGGAAAGCAAGAAUUACUCGCAGCAGUCGAUGCAAGAGAUUUGACGACGCUCAACAAAGAAUUCAACAUAAAAUGA
Molecule: messenger RNA, 1584 nt
Organism: Pediculus humanus corporis (human body louse)
Lineage: Eukaryota; Metazoa; Arthropoda; Insecta; Psocodea; Pediculidae
Product: Peroxisomal targeting signal 1 receptor, putative
Exons: 11
Coding region: 1-1584 (527 amino acids)
Biological process (GO): protein import into peroxisome matrix, docking
Cellular component (GO): peroxisomal membrane; cytosol
Molecular function (GO): protein binding
Source: RefSeq, a predicted model, not a curated record